Salmo salar (Atlantic salmon) is the source of this 4195-nucleotide messenger RNA. RefSeq names its product transmembrane protein 145-like. Gene Ontology annotation, biological process: response to pheromone; G protein-coupled receptor signaling pathway. The record is from RefSeq and is a predicted model, not a curated record. Lineage: Eukaryota; Metazoa; Chordata; Actinopteri; Salmoniformes; Salmonidae.
AGUGAGUGGGGAAGAAGUAGAGGCGCUUAUCCAAAGCGCGCUCACAGCUGAAAUAUUGGGGCGCCUUUUGCAUCGGCAAAAGGCGAGAACGCGCGCCCUGUGUCUUCUCAGCUUCCUUCUCCGAUACUGUCGUUUCCUGCAUUCCAGUUGAUUGGGAAGGGGGGCCGGGACGACCACUGAGUAGCGAAAUUCUGGGAUAAGAUGGAGGUUUGCGAGAGACUUUUGUGCCUGGCCGUGGUGUCCAGCGUUCUCUGCGUUGGCUCGGUUCUGGGGAAAUACGUGAGAGGUAUCGUCAACACCAAGGAGGACUGGUUGUUCCUCACUCGCUUCUGUUUUCUCACUGAUUUUGGACGUCUGGACUUCCGGUUCCGCUACCAAAAGUCGCGGUGCUGUCAGAAUAUAUUGCUCUACUUUGAUGACAGCUCUCAGUGGCCAGCUGUGUACAAGAAGCCGGACAAGGACUGCUACCAGAAGGAGGCAGUGUUGAGGCCAGAGAAUAACCAGGUUAUCAACCUGACCACACGCUACACCUGGUCUGGCUGUGUGGUGGAAGGAGAGGGGGAUGAGGAGGUGCUGAGUUGUGUGGGAGGUCGUAGUUUCCGCUCGGUGAGGGAGAGAUGGUGGUACAUCGCUCUCAGCAAGUGUGGGGGAGAAGGUUUGCAGCUGGAGUACGAGAUGAAGCUGACCAAUGGCCAGUCUUUCUGGACACAGCAUUUCUCUGCAGACGAGUUUGGGAUCCUGGAAAGUGACAUCACGUUCCUGGUUAUCUUCUCCCUGGUCUUCAUACUCUCGUGUUAUUUUGCCUAUAAUCUGAAAGGAAGGCAGCUUCUCCAUACGACAUAUAAGAUGUUUAUGACUGCGGCUGGUGUAGAGGUUGUCAGCCUUCUGUUCCACUGUAUCUACUGGGGCCUGUAUGCCAGAGAUGGAGUGGGCAACGGCAGUCUCAAGAUAAUGGGGAAAUUACUGUUUUCUGUCAGUUUCCUGGUGUUCCUGCUGAUGCUGAUCCUGCUGGGGAAAGGCUUCACUGUCACCAGGGCGAGGAUCAGCCACAGUGGAUCUGUCAAGCUGUCCAUCUACAUGACAGUCUACACCGUCACCUAUAUCAUCCUCUUCAUAUACGAAGCAGAGUUCUUUGACCCAGGUGAGGUGCUGUAUGCAUAUGACAGCCCGGCGGGCUACGGUCUGAUGGGUCUCCAGCUGCUGGCCUACGUGUGGUUCUGCUACGCCGUCCUGAUCUCCCUCAAACACUACCCUGAGAAACAACCCUUCUACAUCCCCUUCUUCACGGCAUACACACUCUGGUUUUUCGCGGUUCCCGUCAUGGCUCUGAUAGCUAACUUUGGCAUCCCUCGCUGGGCACGGGAGAAGAUUGUCAACGGCAUCCAACUGGGAAUCCACCUCUAUGCUCACAUCGUAUUCCUCGCUAUCACACGGCCCUCUGCGGCCAAUAAGAACUUCCCGUACCACGUGCGGACCUCUCAGAUCGGGAUCCUGCUGUCUAGUCCGAAGGCGGGUGUGGCGAGUGAGAGUUUCCCCCACCACGCCUAUGGGAACAGCUCCUUCCUGGGCGACUCCCAGCCCAACUUCACAGAACUGUUCUCCAUCCAGUCGGGCCCAGUGAAGACGGUGGAGGAGACGGUGGCCCAGAAGGGACAGGAAGUGCAGAGGAACAGUGAGCAUAAGAUCAUCACCACCACGGCCGACCUGUCGUCACCCACCUUCCCCCACUCCCUCCCCCCAUGCCCCCCCACCUCUCUGCCCGCCCACCCCCUCCCCCUCCACGACUCCCCUCCCACUUUACCGAGUACUUCAGCAUGCAGGGGGGAGGGGGCGUGGGCACCAAGGCAUGAGACAGACAGAGAGAAAGAGGGACACAGAGAGAAAGAUCGAGAGGGAGGUGGAGGAAGAUCAGGUAGCACAGAAAACAGGUCAAGCUGUGUAUAGGCACGAGGGAAGGAGGGAUGGAUAUGAGGAGGAAGAGAAGGGGAAGUCAUCAUAAGCAGACAUGUGGAAUAGAAGUUCGAAACGUCCCAUUUUCACCUCUAAAUAGAGAGAAUGGGAAAAGAGCAGAAUAAAGAAGAGGAAAUGACUUUGAGUUAAAAAGUGCUGCGCUUGUAAAAGAAAAAAGAAGCAAUAAAUAUUUGAACAUGAGCAGGGAGAGAGGCACCGGGAGGGAGAGAUGACAGAGUGGUAGCCUGACCAAUAGAAUGAUAGGAGCGCACAGUGGAGACUGAACAAAACUCUUAUGAACACUUUUAUUCAAGAAUUUAUAAGGCACCAAUGGAGAGGCUGAGGGAAACAUGUAAAUAGCUGAAGAGAAUGAGUUACCAUUACUCUAAAAUAGCUGCAGAGUUUAUAUUACAAAAGGGAUGUUUUUUUCCCACAUUGUCGAAUUCCAAGUGGUGCUGUGACCAUUGCAGUUCUCAUGCCAUUACAUUGUACAAGAGUAAAAUGUUCACUCACAUCCUGAAACAAUACAUUCAUGUUUUUUUCUUCAUGUUUGACAGAUAUAUUGACACACAAAAUAUUGAAUUUCUCCAUAUAGAAUAUGUUGGGAUGAUUUAUAUUCGUAUAUAUGUUGAUUGCUCCAGGCUAUAGGAUUGAUAUACUGAUGUUUGUGUACAAGUGUACAAUGUUCAGUUUACUGUGGACCCCUGAGGUACUGCUAAAACAAGCAUGUACUCCCUGUCUCUAAACUGAUUAUACUCCAUGUGCUCAUAUAGUGUGUGCCUGUUGUACUACUAUACAAUAAUUGUGUAUAUUUCAUACCAUAUAGGCUACUGAGGAGGUGUUAAUGUCAGUUCUUCUGGAUUUCUAUUGGAACCUUAUGUCAUACUGUCCACAGACAACUGUUUUAACUCCGAAUACUACUGUUCAGUUUUCACUGGAGUGCAAGAUACUAGCUUGCUCAGAAUGUAAUUCCUUGAUGUAUGUAGAUCUUGGUGAAUGUAUUAAUGCAAUAGAGCACAAGGAAAGGGCUGGUUUUAAAGUAACAUUUUAUUUAUUUUUUUACAUAGAAAUCAUACUUAUAGCUUGUUUUACUUUCAAUUUCAGCCUCCAUCCUUGACACAUGAUUUAAGGAGGGAAGGUUGUCCAGCGAGGAUAUGAACUAACUUCACCCCCCCGACUAGUAUGUUAUGAUGUCAUGUCAACUGUGUGAGGGGCUUGCUCAUUGUUGUUUAUCCAUAAGUAGGAACAGUAGUUCUUCCUGAACAUGAAAAGUCCUGGGCCCAUAAACAGCUAAAGCAAACCUUUUAGAGUAACUGUGAAAGUAGUAGCACCAACGUCCUGUUUGUCCUGCAUGGAGCUCUUUAAUGUUCCCCUUCUCUUCGUUUUUCUGUUCCGCCAUUUAUUUCAAAGAGACUUUGAAUAGGGCUUUUAUCUGAAUUAUACGUCUCCACACACUACAUCCAAUGAUAUUCCGGUAUCAAAUAUACAAAUGUUACCUGUAGAUAUGUUCAUAUUUAUCAAUGUCAUCAAGUGUCAUUAUCAGACAUUUAAAAAUGUACAUAUAUCUGAAUAAUAUUAAGUUGAUUAAAUAGCCUAAUGAUAUCAAUGUGUGUGUGGGGGGGGGGGGGGUGUAAUUCAUAAGACAGUGUCAAGGCCAAUUUACCACCUCUUUCUUCUAAGAAAUGGAAAUCAUGGAAGUAAGAACUACAUUUUUUUUUUUUUGUAUAACUUAUCCAAGUAUGAAACAUGCAACUCUCUUUAAUCAUUUUUUUUAUCCAAUCUGUAAAAACAAAGGUGUGGGGGAAAUAAUGGUGGUAUAUUUACUGUUUCUAAUGGUUUAAUUAAUAGCCCUUUAUUGUCUUUCUGUAGUAAUGUCUGGAGUAGGCUUGUGUUGGUCAGCACAUGGUACAGCACAUGUUAUGUACAUGAGAACAUACAGUCAAAGGUAUAAUGUAGUCUGUAAAAAAGAAUGAUACUUGAAUUAGAUUGUUCUGGUGUUCCAAAGGUUUUGUCUCUGUAGGCGUAUACAGUUGAAGUCAGAAGUUUACAUACACACAGUAAAACUCAUUUUUCAACCACACCACAAAUUUCUUGUUAACAAACUAUAGUUUUGGCAAGUCGGUUAGGACAUCUACUUCGUAUAUGACACAAGUAAUUUUUCCAACAAUUGUUUACAGAUUAUUUCACUUACAAUUCACAGUAUCACAAUUCCAGUGGGUCAGAAGUUUGCAUACACUAAGCUAAC